CACAACUGCAUGAAAACUUGUCCACAGCCAACAAAACUCAGAGCAGGGAUAGCUGAACACUGCCUCCUCCCCCGGAGCGGAGGGAUGUUCAGCAGGAAGCGAUGACCAACGCAGACUCAGGACUCAGCAACUCCCAAUCUUGUUGUGCAGAGAUGAAGAAAUAAGGGACGUCCCUUCUCUUAAGGAACUGUUGGCAACCCUAGAGAAGAAGUGACAAAGUGCACUGAGCUCUCAAGUCCCAGAGCCCCAGGGGAGCCCAUUGUGAAAGAGCUGAGGAAAAUCAGAGAGAGACAAAGUGUUGGAAGAGAGGGCCAGCACCAGCUGCCAAAGAACACAACAGGCAGAUCCUCUGGAGGAUUAGCAUCAACAGCUGUAGUCAUGUUCAGCCACCAUGUUCAGGCUAGGUCCCUGUUCCAGAGGGGCUCUGGGGACAGCCCUGGCGUGUCUGGACCGCUGCAGAGUCGGUUGGAGGAGCUGAAGAAGCUGUGGUGGAGGAAGCCCAUCCCCCUGGUGCUGCAGCACAGUGAGACAGCCAGACUGGCUGUGGAUGCCUUUCUGGAGCAGGGGGAACCUGGGUAUCUGCAAGCCAUUGCUGAGGAACAGGAGCUGCCAUUUCUCUCCCCCCUAGACAUGGACUACAUGAGCCAGCAUAGAAGCCAGAGUAUCCUGGACCCUAAUGCAAGGAAGGGGCACCAGACUGAGCCCAAAGAGGGAGACUCUGAGGACAAGGCCUCCCUUCUCUCUGAACUAAGCUCUGGUACCUACUUCCCACUCCUGUCUGACAUGCAGCCUCCAGAGCUGGAGCUGGGCUGGCCAGUGAUACCAGUUGCCACAGGGUAUGGCCAAACUCAAGCCAGUGUGUAUUUCCAGAGAAACAAGGCAAACAGCAUCAAGGAUUUACUCCGGUGCCUGAUCAGCAGGGCAAAAACGGUGAUAGCAGUCGUCAUGGAUCUCUUCACAGACAUGGAGAUAUUGUGUGACCUGAUGGAAGCUUCAAGCAGACGACGUGUCUCUGUUUACCUGAUCCUUGAUGAGAAGUACCUAAAGUAUUUUAUAGAGAUGUGCAGUAAAAUGGGUCUUAACAAGGACCAUUUCCCAAACAUGCGAGUGCGGUGUGUGAGUGGAGACACAUAUUACAGUAAAGGAGGCAAGAAAUUUGAAGGUCAAGUUCUGGAGAAGUUUGUACUGAUAGAUUGUGACCAUGUUCUUGCUGGUACAUACAGUUUUACUUGGCUUUGCAGUCAAGUUCACACUUGCUUGGUGACACACUUCCGAGGCAAAAUCGUUGAGGACUUUGACAGAGAAUUCCAAAGCUUGUACGUAGAAUCCAAACCUGUGCCUGGUUUCUGUAUCCCCGAGGCUGCAACAAGCUCCACUUCACCUCACAGCUCAGCAGGGAACUUCCAGUCUCUCUUAACAUCUGCCCAAACGAAUGAAGCUGAAACCGCAAGCCAUGCAAGCAGUCUCUCAAAUUCAAGCAUUGAGAGCGUAAAGGUGUCUCCUUUUCUGAAGAACUCCACCUACAAUGUACUCCUUGAAAAGCAAGACUUGGGUCCAGGUUUCACCAGUGAAAAGAGGAAGGAAGCCAUCAGCUCCACAAAGCCAAGUGACUCCAAGCAGCACUCGGAAAUCUCAAACUCAAGCCACAGCACUUCAGCUAACUUCAAAUCUGCCUUAUAUGACAAGCCUAAUCCUAUGUCACACCAGGCAUCCUUGCAGCCCGUGUCUUUCCCCAUACUAAGCUGCAGUGAACCUAGUCAUACAGAAAAGGCGGCAUUGGCUAAAACGAAAAAUGACCAAUUGCUCCAUCACUCUGCCAUCAGACAGGGACCAAACUUACAGUACUCCUCUGAGAACACUGGUACAAAUGGGGCAGAUACCAAGCAGAAAGCGCCCAGUGAUGUUUCAAGUGGAAAAGCAAUAGAAAGCAGCAGCAAAAUCUGCAGGAAUGAGAGAACGCUGACUCUUGGACAUAGUAAACUGGACCUGAUUAUCCAAUACAACCAGUUAAAAAGGGAGCGGACAGCUGCAGUCCCAAGCUCUGCUAGACUCGGUGAUGAAGUGCCAAAGGAAAAUAGCUGCACUAUACACAGGGAUGAGAAAACACUGACUCUUGGACACAGUAAACUGGAUCUGAUCACAAGCUAUAACAAAUCAAAAUCUAAGCAAAUAUUGAGUCGAUUUGAGCCCUAACAUGUUCUCUCUUGUCCUAGGGCGUGUCUACACUUAGUGCUGCAGCAGCGCACUUGCACUUGCACUUGCACUGGCCCAGCUGCGCCGUGGUAGCACUUGGUGAAGACGCUACCUACUCUGACAAGAGAGCAUCUCCUGGCGGCACAGGUACUCCACCUCUGCGAGAGGCGGCAGUUGUGUCGACAGGAGAAGCCCUCCCACUGACAUAGCGCUGUCUACGCUGGGGGUUGGGUUAGUGUAACGACAUCACUCAGGUGUGUGGGUUUUCCACACCCCUGAGCGACUUAGUUACACUGAUAUAAAUUUGUAGUGUAGACCAGGGCCUAGUAAUCUCAUUCCCAGAGUUACCAUAAUUUUUUUCUGAUAGUUUUAUCUUAUGUCAGUUUGAAAACAAAUACAAAACACAGAGUAACAUGAAAUAGUCCAGGCUUCCCCAUUCCUUUAGCACUUAUUAAAAAAAAACCAUUUUACUACAAGCUUUAUUUUAAAAAUAAUCCUUUGAUGUCUAUAUAGUUCUUUGACUGGUUCUUGGUGAUUUAACGAAGGUUCUUUUUAAAAUAAGAGGAGUGUUUAAAGAUUUUCUUUUCCUAUAUCAAUUUUGUUGACCGUUGACCUAAUAUUAUGACUAAUGCUACGAUUUUAUUACAGAACUCUUGGCAUCCGUGGCUUCCAGAGACCUCUGUGACUUCAGCCCUGCAAGCGGUACGGGACCCCCUAAAGCUGAGCUCCCCAUUUUGUCACGGAUAUAUUUAGUAAAAGUCAUGGAGAGGUCACUGCUUCCGUGAAUUUUUUUUUAUUGCCCAUGACCUCUCCGUGCCUUUUUUCUAGUGACAAAAUCUUAGCCGUAUUUAUGACUUAUGAGCCUAUCUCAUGUCUCUUGGGUGAUUUUAUGCUUGCUAGAGGUAAAAUGACAUAAUAGGAGCAUAAGAUUGUAUGUCUGUGGGUGUGUCAUAAACGGAUAGUUAAGGGUUAAUAAAACAGAAGUACUUCAGGUUUCUUUUGACUGUAAAGGGUUAACAAGUUCAGUGAGCCUGGCUGUCACCUGACCAGAGGACCAAUCAGGGGACAGGAUACUUUCAAAUCUUGAAGGAGGGAAGUUUUUGUGUGUGCUGUUAGUUUUUGGUGGUUGUUCUCUCUGGGUUCUGAGAGUGACCAGAUGUGUAACCAGGUUUCUCUCCAAUCUCUCUGAAACAGUCUCUUAUUACCUAGUAUUUACUAUUCUGGACAUAUAAGGCGAGUUAGGCUUAUGUUUGUUUUCUUUAUUUGCAAAUGUGUAUGUGGCUGGAAGGAGUUCAAAUUUGUAUUUUGCUGAAAGGAUUUUAAUUUGUACUUGUAUACUUAGGCUGGGGUGGUAUUCCCAGUGUCUAUAGCUGAAAGACCCUGUAACAUAUUCCAUCUUAAA
Messenger RNA from Gopherus flavomarginatus (Mexican gopher tortoise), 3595 nucleotides. It is a transcript of the gene SACK1C, whose product is annotated as family with sequence similarity 83 member C. The record is from RefSeq and is a predicted model, not a curated record. Gene Ontology annotation, biological process: epidermal growth factor receptor signaling pathway. The transcript is spliced from 5 exons. The coding region runs from base 379 to 2193 and encodes 604 amino acids. NCBI's taxonomy places the organism in Eukaryota, Metazoa, Chordata, Testudines, Testudinidae.